Messenger RNA from Tupaia belangeri chinensis (Chinese tree shrew), 546 nucleotides. It is a transcript of the gene ANAPC13, whose product is annotated as anaphase promoting complex subunit 13. The record is from RefSeq and is a predicted model, not a curated record. Gene Ontology annotation, biological process: protein K11-linked ubiquitination. The transcript has 3 exons. NCBI's taxonomy places the organism in Eukaryota, Metazoa, Chordata, Mammalia, Scandentia, Tupaiidae. The coding region runs from base 250 to 474 and encodes 74 amino acids. Gene Ontology annotation, cellular component: anaphase-promoting complex.
UCUAGCCAAGGAAGAGGCCUUUCCACGGUGGCUUUCUAAGUGCAUGUGUGUGAAGUUGAGGAAUUCAGAAGGGGUUAAGACGUGCCCCUGUCCCGGGAUCGCGUGCUUGGGGAGACACUUGUCGCCCCCAGUUGUGCGCUGCGCCGAGCCUGGGACUUGCGCGUUGGGAGGAGGCCUCCGACCGACCCGAGGCGCCCUGGACCGAGUUUAGUGGCGACCUGACAAGGUCGAGGUCGAAGCUGCGGGACAAUGGACAGCGAGGUGCAGAGAGACGGCCGAAUCCUGGAUCUGAUCGACGAUGCGUGGCGCGAAGACAAGCUGCCCUACGAGGAUGUGGCCAUCCCACUGAAUGAGCUUCCUGAGCCCGAGCAGGACAACGGCGGCACUACAGAAUCCGUCAAAGAGCAGGAAAUGAAGUGGACAGACUUGGCCUUGCAGUACCUCCAUGAGAACGUCCCUCCCAUCGGGAGCUGACGCUUGGCUCCUUCACAAGGACGGAUUUGUAGAAAGGGGGGAAAAAUGUAAAUACAAAAAUUUUUUUUUUGA